AAACCCAACCUCAAAAAAAAUAAAUUAAAAGACCCAAACAUAAACAAAACCUUGGGCUUUUGCUUUCUGCUUUUCCGAAUUAAACCUAACAAUCCUGUUAAGUAAAACUCAAGUUUCUCUUAAGUAAAACGUAAGAAUCUCUUAUCAGCACUUUCUGGUGCUUUUUAUGGUCAGUGUUCAGAGGAUUAUGACUGCUUUCAUGAUGGACUACGAAUUCAAAAUGAAAACUCAAACUGAACGGGUUAAAGUCGAAGACUUGUUCGACUACGAGGGCUGCAAAGUGGGCCGAGGCACUUACGGUCACGUCUACAAGGGCAGACGGAAGGACGGGUCGGAUAAUAGGGAUUACGCCCUCAAACAGAUUGAGGGCACCGGAUUAUCUAUGUCAGCUUGCAGAGAAAUUGCUCUUCUCAGAGAGCUCAAACACUCCAACGUAAUAAACCUAGUGAGAGUUUUCCUAUCACACAAUGACCGAAAAGUGUGGCUCAUGUUUGAUUUUGCCGAACACGAUUUAUGGCACAUAAUUAAAUUCCACAGAGCAGCAAAAGCUAAUAAAAAACCUGUUAUGGUACCUAAAGGCAUGGUCAAAUCUCUGCUCUAUCAGAUAUUAGAUGGAAUUCACUAUUUACAUUCCAAUUGGGUUUUACAUAGGGAUUUAAAACCUGCAAAUAUUUUGGUGAUGGGAGAAGGGCCCGAAAGGGGCAGAGUUAAAAUAGCUGAUAUGGGAUUUGCUAGAUUAUUUAAUGCUCCAUUGAAACCUCUUGCUGAUUUAGAUCCAGUUGUGGUUACUUUUUGGUAUAGAGCUCCUGAGCUUCUAUUAGGAGCUAGACAUUAUACUAAAGCUAUUGAUAUAUGGGCAAUUGGAUGUAUUUUUGCUGAACUUCUAACAUCAGAGCCUAUUUUCCAUUGCCGGCAAGAGGAUAUUAAAACAAGCAAUCCGUACCAUCAUGACCAAUUGGAUAGGAUAUUUAAUGUUAUGGGUUUUCCACAUGAAAAAGAUUGGGAGGAUAUUAAAAAAAUGCCCGAGCAUCCUACUUUGACAAAGGAUUUCAAAAAAUCAAAUUAUGUUAACUGUUCUUUGGUUAAAUAUAUGGAAAGACAUAAAAUCAAACCAGACAGUAAAGCCUUCCAUCUUUUACAAAAAUUACUUCUCAUGGAUCCAAAUAAAAGAAUUACUUCAGAACAAGCCAUGCUUGAUCCGUAUUUUUCUGAGGAACCGCAACAUACCCAAGACGUUUUUGCUGGUUGUCCAAUCCCAUACCCAAAACGUGAAUUCCUAACGGACGACGAUCAAGAAGAAAAAUCUGAUAACAAACAAAGACAAAACCAGCAGCAACAACAACAACAGCAGCAGCAGCAGCAACAACAACAACAACAACAGCAACAACAACAACAACAACAGCAACAACAACAGCAAUCGCAACAGCCUCAGCAGCAGCAACAGCAAAAUCAACAAGAUCAGCACCCUGCUAAGAGGAUGAGAGUUGCAGGACCGCCUGGUCAUCCUGGACAAGUUAAUCAACAACAAAUGCCCAUUUCUCAGCAACAGCAGGAGUUCCAUCAGCAACAAAUGAUGUUUAACAGUAAUCAGCAACAGCAGCAACCUAAUUUUCAACAACGAUUUUAAAUGGAAUGGAGUUGAUUGGGUUUUAUUUUAGAUUGAUUUUAAAAACUCAUUAUAAUUAUAGUUUAUUUAUAUUCACUAUAAACAUUUUAAAAGUAUUAA
This is a messenger RNA of Ceutorhynchus assimilis (cabbage seed weevil), 1726 nucleotides long. The record is from the annotation of a GenBank genome assembly. NCBI's taxonomy places the organism in Eukaryota, Metazoa, Arthropoda, Insecta, Coleoptera, Curculionidae.